Molecule: messenger RNA, 9258 nt
Organism: Osmia lignaria (orchard mason bee)
Lineage: Eukaryota; Metazoa; Arthropoda; Insecta; Hymenoptera; Megachilidae
Gene: CaMKII
Product: Calcium/calmodulin-dependent protein kinase II
Biological process (GO): protein phosphorylation
Molecular function (GO): calcium/calmodulin-dependent protein kinase activity; ATP binding; calmodulin binding
Source: RefSeq, a predicted model, not a curated record
GGUCUGCCGGCGAGCAGUGCGGAUGCGUCGUGAAAGGAUCUGAUUGCUGUUGCCCGCAAAUAUUUGCUGGCACGACCGCGAUUUGCCCCACCGUCGGUGCCACGGUAACGCACGGCUCCCGCGGACAGAAACCACCUCCCCUCUGCCCGGCCCGACGACCCUCCCUCCCGAACGGUUACCCGGUGUUCUACCAGCGCCGCGGCGGUUCCCCUCUAUUGAUCGAAUUUGACCUGCGAAGUUUCCCCUAGCGUGUGCGGUAGUGGCGGCCGGCAGUGGCUCUCGCGCUUACGUUGCUCGGUUAGUGCGGUAAAUAAUCGCGAUACCUCGGCAUGGCUACUCCGACCGCUUGCACGCGGUUUAGUGACAACUACGACCUUAAGGAGGAACUGGGCAAAGGUGCCUUCUCGGUAGUGCGACGAUGCGUUCAGAAGAGCACCGGUCACGAGUUUGCGGCAAAAAUUAUAAACACGAAAAAGCUCACGGCCAGAGACUUUCAGAAGCUCGAACGUGAGGCGCGGAUAUGCAGGAAAUUACAGCAUCAAAAUAUCGUGAGAUUACACGAUAGCAUACAGGAGGAAAAUUACCAUUACCUUGUAUUUGACUUAGUGACUGGCGGAGAAUUGUUCGAGGAUAUCGUGGCGCGAGAAUUCUACAGCGAAGCGGACGCAUCACACUGUAUCCAACAAAUCCUGGAAAGCGUACACCACUGCCAUCACAAUGGUGUUGUGCACAGGGACCUGAAACCCGAAAAUUUACUCCUCGCGAGUAAGGCGAAAGGCGCGGCUGUGAAAUUAGCGGAUUUCGGAUUGGCGAUCGAGGUGCAGGGCGAAGCACAAGCAUGGUUCGGUUUCGCCGGGACGCCCGGUUACCUCAGUCCGGAAGUCCUCAAGAAAGAACCAUACGGCAAACCCGUCGACAUUUGGGCAUGCGGUGUCAUUCUUUACAUCCUCCUCGUCGGUUACCCGCCUUUCUGGGACGAGGAUCAGCAUCGACUGUAUGCGCAGAUCAAGGCUGGAUCGUACGACUAUCCAAGCCCGGAAUGGGACACCGUCACGCCGGAAGCGAAGAACCUAAUCAAUCAGAUGCUGACGGUGAACCCCAGCAAAAGGAUCACCGCCAGCGAAGCGCUGAAGCAUCCCUGGAUCUGCCAACGUGAACGCGUUGCAUCUGUCGUCCACAGACAAGAGACUGUGGACUGUUUGAAGAAAUUCAACGCAAGGCGCAAAUUAAAGGUCGCUAUUCUGACGACCAUGUUGGCGACGAGGAACUUUUCCAGUAAGUAUGAUGCACAGGGUCGGAGCAUCAUCACGAAGAAGGGCGAUGGCUCUCAGGUGAAGGAAUCGACCGACAGCAGCACAACGAUCGAGGACGAUGACGUUAAAGAGGAUAAGAAGGGCGGCGUCGACCGGAGCAGCACGGUCAUCGCCAAAGAACCGGAAGGCCCCGCCUCCCAGGGCACACCUCCGAACAGUCCUGCCGCUGUGUCCGCGUUCUCCAGGGUAGUCGGGGCAGCGAGCCAGACGAACAAGCAAAACCAGGUUCAAGGAAAUCCUCUUGGGAUUGCCGCGGUACUCCUGCAGGGAGCACAAGCUGGCAGUGCAGGAAGCGGUAGCAGCAGUGGUAGCAGCAGCAACAGCCAGAACAGCCAGACUGGCGCAUCACCCUCGUCACCGGCGGCCGUCUACAUCGGCAACAACAACGCGGCGACGCCCAUCGCAUCGUCGCGACGCUACGACUCCGCGAGUAACGAACCGGAUGUACGCCGGAACACCGGUGCUGGAUACCGGCAGCUUGGUCUAGUCGAGUGCAACGAACCGGAAGACGGUAAGAAGAGAACCAACGCCGAAAUAAGAAUCGUGUGUCCUAUCAAGACCUGCAGCCAGCUAUCGACGAACUCCCAGUGUUCAGCACGCCGUCAGGAGAUCAUCAAGAUGACCGAACAGCUGAUCGAGAGCAUCAACAUCGGCGAUUUCGAGGCGUACACGAAAAUUUGUGAUCCACAUCUGACCGCGUUCGAGCCAGAGGCUCUAGGUAAUUUAGUCGAGGGAAUGGAUUUCCACAAAUUUUACUUUGAUAAUGCAGUCCUGGGGAAAAACUGCAAAGCCGUCAACACGACGAUCCUGAAUCCUCAUGUGCACCUUCUGGGCGAGGACGCAGCGUGCAUCGCGUAUGUCAGGUUGACACAGUACAUGGACAAACAAGGGGUAGCACACACUCAUCAGAGCGAGGAGAGCCGCGUGUGGCACAAGAGGGACAACAAAUGGCAAAACGUGCAUUUCCACCGAAGCGCGGUAACAGGUCCGUCGCCGUUCUCCUUCAACCACAAGUAAAUUGCGAUCUAUGAUAAUAGAUAAACGUGGGAGGAUGUAGAAGCAAAAGAACAAGAGGAAGAAGAAGGGCCGAUGUGUCGGUGGACGCUCGUCGCCUUGACACUUGGAGCGAACGAAACCGUGCAACAACACCUUAAACAACACACAUAUACACACGAACAUAAACCUACACUCGCAGAGAAGCUAUCAGACUACAACCUUUCAAUCGGAUAAAUAGAUAAAUACAUAAUGCAGGCGUGUAUCUAUUUAUUUAUUUAUUUAUCGUAACACGUACACACUUAGUAUUAUAAGCGCGACAAAAGGAGAGAUGGUGUAAGGAAGGCCGCGAUAGUGUCGGAAUAAAGAAAAUUCGACGUUUUUUAAAAUCGCGAACGGUACCUGCUCAGCGUACUUACCACGAAAUAUCGCGCUCCGUGCCGCAGCAUCGACGAGAGGAUGAUUUCCGGUGAAGAGAAGAAGGAAACCUAGACAAACUUGUUUGCUCUUCAUGAAUUAAUAAAAGAACGAAGACGUAUAGAGCGAUGGAAGAAAUUAAACAGAGUAUACUCGAGGGAAGUUUUAGUAAUGUUCAAGUUUUAGGACGAAGAUAUCAGAGAAAGAAACAACAAUGAGUCGAGAAAGAAAAUGUAGUCAUGAAAUUUGAAAAGAAGAAGAGCUUGUACUAAGUUCAAUCUUGAGGAUCGUAUCGGAGAGAAAAAUUAAAUGAAAAAUAAGAGAAAGAGUGAAAUGUUCCGAUCGCAUCGAUGCUGGACAUCGAGGGGGUCAGCGGUGAACGUCGGUUGUAAUCAAGGAAAAAAGAGCGGAAGUUGAAGUGUGCACGGAAGAAGGGAAGUGGCGAUGCGGUGGUUACGACCAUCGAGAAAGAUGGCUCCGGCACGUCGGCAACCACGUAUUUAGCUCGUAACGAUAGUCGCUGUACAGAACAAUCUUCCAUUGUAACUUUCUUCUUCGAAUUUUCGUUCUCGUCUCUCGCUACGACGAAUCCCAUGUAGAUUCGCGCGUGUGCGCUCACACACACACCCACGCCCACUUGAACACUACAUACAAUCGCUAGUUAUUGUUCCAAUAACAAGAGUUUGAAAAUAAUGGAUCUGUUAAUUUUUAUUUAAUAUAUAUGUUACAUAUAUGUAUACAUUCCAAAAUUCAUCAAGAUUAAAAUGAUUAAAUUCAAUGAAUAUUUUGUGAAGCUAUUGAGAAUUGAUUUAAAAAUUGAUGCUUAAAAUUGAUACAUUGAUAAUUUUGAGUAAAUAAGCACCAGAAUGAGCUGGAAACGAAACUUCUUCCUGAGAAUAGAAUGUUGCAACAGCUACACACAUAGAGUGGAUGAAAAAAGUAUUGACACACAUAUGAUUCUAUCAAUAAUCUUUAUUGUUCUCGCAGAAGUCGAUACUUUUUUGAUUCACGUACACAUGUACACGUAUAAAUAAGAGGAUACGCGCGAUUGUCCGAGAGGGAGAGAAGAGCGAUGUUUAAACGUUGUUACCUCAUCGUCGUAAGGCAAUUUCGCGACUAGCGAAAUCCAUUUAAUUUCACCAGUCGAUUGUCGAGUCCCCUAGAGCACAUGGUGGUCGAACAGGGAGAAAUUGCAGUUAGACCUAGAAGAAAGUACAGAAACCGAGGGUAAAGAAAAUGAAAUCAGAGAUGUAACGAAGGGCUACGUUCACUGAGACGGAUGGAUAAAGAAAGGAAGACGAAGAGGAACAGAGAUCCACUUCGGACGUACGUCGGAUAUAAAAAUGAAGAGGGACAAGUGAAGUAGAUUUAGAUUAGAAAUUAGCGGGGAACUUGGGUGAUCUACGAUUGAACACUUUCUUCGUCGAAUUUAAAUCUUCAUUAAAUGAUAGGGAGAAGGAAGCACGAUGGAUCUUUCUACACGUUCGUACAUCCUCUAUUAAUUACUAGAUACGACUUUACGAGAGUAUAAACAAGAUUAUCUAGAAAAAGAGAUACCAAUGCAUGUUCGGCGGUGGGGACAAGGAUGGAUUAAACGAAAGAAAAGAAGAAAGGGUGCGAAGCGAAGAGGGGUCUCCAUCCGCGAGAAUAUCGAAGGAACAUUUUUAUUUAUAUAUAUAUAUAUAUAUGUUACAAUAUGUAUAGGGGCGCGCUCGCGUGCAUUCGCGCGAAAAUGAUGCACGCGCGUUUCUAGCGUUCUCGAACCGGGACUUCUUGAAGAGUUUACCGCGGUUCCGAGAAGUCUGCGGGAGUCGCGGAUCCGAUUUUAGUGGAUAAUCUUCUAUUUUAGUAUCUCUCUACUUUCUACUCGGAUAUGUUAGGCAAACGUGGAUUGCGUUUCACGUUUCACGUUUCAGAUUAAUGAAAGAGUGUUCCAUUUUACGUUGAUUCGUAGUUUGCGUUUUAGUAUCUUGCGGUUCUUGUAUCUCAUGAACGUAGAAUCGCGAAUUUAGUACCUUCGAGAUACUAGUAUCUCGCGAUUUUUGUGUACCACGAGCGUAAUCUUGCGACUUCUAGUAUCUGUUCGGUGUAACGCUGCGAGUCUAGUAUCAACAGAAUUCCACAGUUUUGUGAUACCAGUAUUCUCACAAAUGUAAUACUGCGAUUCUAAUAUCUUGAGAGUAUUUCGCGGUUUUAAUAUCUCGUGUAUGUGAUUUCGCGAUUCUAGUAUCUCAUGAGAGUAACCUCGCGAUUAGAUUGAUUUCGAAUGAGGAACGGAGCGGAUUUGAGCGGUUCCCGCGACUUUGCUUCCGCGAAAACGCGCGUACACGUGUGUGUAGGCGCACGUGCACGUCCCGAAACCUACCGCGUAUGUAUAUUGAUACACAGAUAGCAAAAGGGAGUGGAAGACGACGAUGAUAAUGAUGGUGAAUAUGAUGAAACGAUUUAAUAUAUUGCAGAUACUAUAUUAUAAAUAUAAAUAUAAACAUAAAUUAAAAACUUAAGGAAUAGUUAUUUCUACUACUCUAACUUCGUCGCUUCUACGUGUGAUUGUUGUAUAAAACAAACAAAAAAUAACAAAAAAUACGAUUAUUGAUUUAUUAUCAUUGUUAUUACACGAUUAUCAUUACACGUUACGACUACUACUAUUACUAUAAUUAAUUAAUUAUUAUUAUUAUUGCCGAGCGAAAGCAGUCUAGGGAGAACACGAGAGUUGUUGAAAGAAAGAAAUUUAAAGAUGAAUAAUAGAAAAAAAAAAGAGAGAAACGUUGAGAGAAUGAGAGUGAGAGAGAAUAAUAAAGAAUUAUUGUAAGAUCUACGAUGAUCUUUUUUUUCCUACGAUACGAAAGAAAUAGAGGAAAACAAAGUAUUCUGAAUGGAUGUACGAAUGUAUAAUAUCUGAAAACAGACACAGACAAGAUACCGAAAAAGGAAAGAAGCAUAUGUAACGAGCCAAAAGUAGAAAACAAGAGAAAAAUGUUGAUAGCACGUAACGAUCUUUAUUCUACACAUUUAUAAAUACGAGUUUACGAACGUUAAAGUGGGUCAGAAAAAGAGCAGUUUCUAAAUACCCUAUCUGAAUUGAUGAAGAAACGAAAAGUUGAAAUAGUCUUGAGAUUCUUAUUAAAAGAAAUUGAAAUGACAAAAAAGAAAAGGUAGUAUAAGAGAGGAAAAAAGAAGAAAUAAGAAGAUAAAAGAGUGAUUGUUGAAAAAAGGGACGUGUCCCGCUUGGCCACGUCGGAUUUUGCUGAAAGUUGUUGUUCCCAUUGAAUACCAUUCUCUAUUGUCUCUUUUGUUAGUGUACACUCUUGUAGCUUGUAACGUACGUUUAGCGUGUAAUAGCGUUAAUUAAUCAACAGUCUACGAGGUUGUUCUCUCACAUUCCGUACAAGUCUACCGAAAUUUAUCUAAUCGUUGCUGUCCAUUGGCGAUACCCUUCUCGUUACCAAUAUUUCGUUGCUGUUCCGUAAAGUUUUUCAUUUUCUAUCGUGUUAAGUUAUUUGUUGAAUCGAAAAUGAAAGAGAGUUCAAGCCAUUUUAUGCCAUGCACUUCUUCGAUUUGUUAUUUGUUAACCAUUGUUCAUGCGUUUGUUGAAAUGUUCUUCCUAAUCAGAUUGAACCCUUUUCGAUCUGUUAUAUGUAUGUCGCCAUGUAAUAUUUGUUACAACGCGCUCAGCUCAUCUGAAGAUACUAUUUUUUUUUUAUUUAUUCGUCGUCUCGCAGUUUGGAAUCGAAUUUAACACUUUGAUGGUCGUUGUUAAAUAUUUUAAUAUUUAUUUAAUUUAUACCUCGCGAUUUAAAAGUAAAUUUUAUUUCUUUUAUCUAUUAUACGCUGAUUUUCAUUUGAAAUAUAAUAUGGCAAUUUUGUGAUGUAAAUUAUAAAAGCUUCCAAACAUAAUAUUUUGAAAGUGAAAAGAAAUCUAAAAUUAAAUACCCUCAAAGUGUUAAUUGGUGUACCUUUCGUCACAUUGUCAUCCCUCGUUGCAGCAAAUAAAAAAAUAAAAGUUCACAGAGUGUCGUGUUGAAACUAUUGAAUUCUAAAGACACCUAGUCGAUCGCACGCGAUAUGCACCUCGAAGAAGCUACUUUCAGCAGGAUCUGCUUCAACCAAGUAGCGAAACUGGUGCGUGGCGAAAAAUAUCGAGGAGUUGAAAAUAGAAUAGCAAUGAGAGAGCGUAAAGUAUCGAAAGAAUAAUACGUUGCGUAAAGAAAAUCCGUACGGAUCUGAAAGAAAAUAAGAAAUAAAAAACAAAGGUCGAGUAACCGUAGGCAUUUUCGUCGUUAGCUUUUUUCUUCGAUAUACUUCGAUCGUUCCAACGAUUUGAACGAAUAGAUAGAACAAGAACACGUUCGUCUUUAUAUUCUUUCAUCGAUAUAUCCUUUUCGAGCGAUCGCAAUGAUAAAUAGAAAUCAUUCACGUACGAACUUUUACUUUCCCCUCUUUAGGAUUGAAACAAAAAUCUUCUUUGCUUGACUAAAGUUAACUUGUUCCGCCGUAUACGUAUGCACCGAUUACAACGUUUCCUACGAUUUUCUAUUAUUACGUUGCGAGUUGGCGAGAGGCUAAUGAUUGAUGAUUAAAACGGUUUAGGCGAUUCGAAUCCUGUCUCUCUUACCUCUUCCUCAAAUUAAUUCGUCGUUGGUCAUCGUCGUAAUUAAAAUACAAAUCUAUCGAUGACAAGCGAGAGAGCAUGCAAAGGAAUAUAAUCUGUUUUUUCUUAGCAAUUGAGGAGAAUAAAAUUGAUGAAAUUGCAGUGGGUAGAAAUUUGAAAUUAAAUUUAAACUAAAAUUCAAACCUAUUCUGUUUUCUAAAGCAGAAUUAACACUUUGAAUGGUCUAUUAAUUGCAAAUAGAAUAUGCACUAAAUUCACUGAAAAUGAAAUUAAUUUUGUAAAAUUUCAACUUGAAACUUAGAGUGUUAAUUAUAAUUAUCUUCGUCUAAAAGGAUCGAAAGAAGCCUGUUGUCGAAUCGAUCGCCGACAUUUUUGCGCGAUCACCGAGAGAGGAAAGAAUCAGGAUGGUACGCGCGCACAAAAAGCGGCACCGCGCCGUGAAAACCGAAUUACCAAGUUCAAUCGACAGCUAACCGGUUAAUCACCUUAGCUUGUAAUUAAACCUAGUAAGUCGUGUGAACAAUUUGCGUCUUCUGCGUGAUACUCGACGAGUCGCACGCCAAUUUUAUUAACAGCGAUUUCUCAAUGACACCUUUAUGCUAAUACACACCGGUCCCGGGUCAGCCAAAUUCCUCGGGAACGGGUUGAACAGACGUUGAUAACGAAGAAUCAAGUUCCUCCCGUGCGUUUCCGGUGCGCUCGACGCGCACGCUACACCUGAAGCCGCGUAACUUGCACGAAACAUGGAUCGCCAUAGAAAGAUAUAAUUUUUUUAAAUCAUUUCUUGUGAAAAAUAAUUGCAAUUGUUCUAUAUGUAUAGUUUGCUGUUUGUACUUGUAUAAAUGAUUAACAUAUUAAAAUCAGGAAAAUGAUAUUAUUUUAUAAAAGAAAAAUAGUGGUCCAUGAUGGAUGAAUUUCCAAUUUAAUUAAUUUUUUGAUAUCCAAAUGUAUAUUUAUAAAAAUAUGAUUGUUCAAAUUAUAUUUUUAAUGGCGAGUCCCAUGAACGCCGAAAAUCAAAGUAAACCACCGGAAACUUACCAUUUCCGUGUAUAAAUCGAGGAAACUGAUCAAGGUUCGCGGCUGCAAGGAUAGACGAUAAAUAAAACGAGGUCUUCGGCUAUUUCGACAUCUCCUUUCGUCUCUACGCUACUUCGUGUCCGCGUCGAACAGUUUUUUAUCGAUUCCGUACAUUUUUGCGAUCCACCCUACGUAAGCAUAUGAAAUUAAAUUAAUUGUAUAUAGCGUGUGCGUGUGUCCACUGUGCAUGCGUGCGCGUACAUAUAAUACAUAUAUAUUGAGGUACAGCUCGGUUGAUUUUGCACGACGAACACGGCCGAUCAUGACCGAUUUCGACGCGUACGUCGCUUUUGCAGAAAAAAUUUUUAAACGGAAAUUUUAUUCUCAUCGAACUAAGCGUGUCGAUGCACUUUACAUAUCUUGUUCGUUGCCAAUGAAAUAAGGAGCAAACGAAAGGGCGACUUUCUUUAAAUCCUGUUUCCUUUCCUCGUUUCAUUCUGCGAUCGUACGCGUCGAAUGGCUAGAACAGUGUCUACGCUAGACAAAAUUUAUGUCGUUUUGUUCAAAGUUGACACAUGUGUAUAAAUUUGUACAUCGAGGUAAAUUUUAAUUAGCGUAGACGCGGCUUAUGAAACGAACUGUGAAUGUUGUUCGAAGAACAAACCUUUUCGAGCUUAAACAAAUACGAGGAAAUUGAAGAUAGAACACAAUGCGGAACAUAGCAAGGCGAAGGGCGAACACACAAAAUGAAAGGAGAAAGGAUAAAUAUGAGAAAACAUACGGCAAAGACGAAGAAAUAAUAAUAAAAGGAAGUGGGAGGCCGCCGUUUUCGGUGGACGAAGACAAAAACGAUUCUAGCGGACGUGCGAUCCAACUGUGCCUCGAAAAUUAAAAAAAAAAAAAAAA